This is a messenger RNA of Humulus lupulus (European hop), 1901 nucleotides long. RefSeq lists its product as uncharacterized. Gene Ontology annotation, biological process: chloroplast organization; regulation of DNA-templated transcription. Gene Ontology annotation, molecular function: double-stranded DNA binding. The record is from RefSeq and is a predicted model, not a curated record. The transcript is spliced from 2 exons. Bases 399 to 1571 code for a protein of 390 amino acids. Gene Ontology annotation, cellular component: chloroplast. NCBI's taxonomy places the organism in Eukaryota, Viridiplantae, Streptophyta, Magnoliopsida, Rosales, Cannabaceae.
AGACACAGAACGAGCAUGGUAAAAUACACAACGGCGUCGUCUAAAAUCGAGAAAGUGCGUUUAUUAAUCGACCUGUGUUUUUGGACGUUUUUCUCUUUUCUCUCGAAAGCAUGCAUGUUGAGCAACUAUGCUUCCCUGCGUCCAUGCUUUUCGUCUCAGAUGCUAAUCAGUUACGCGCACAUCAUGGAAUCUCUGUUUUCAUUUGAUGUAUUUUUUUCCAAACGGCCUUGGUGUGUAUGAAUCUGAAGUGGAAUCAGUUCGGCAAUGCAUACAAUGUGUUUGAGAAAAUACUGGUGAGAGAUUUGGCUGCUUCGGAAUUUUGUUGGUUGUGGGUGGGUUUUUGUUGAUCAGUCCAUUUUUCUUAAUUUAAGUUUUUAUCCAAUUAUCUUUUGUUGAAAAUGCUGAACAGUAUAAUUUCUCAUUUCUUAUUCCCUUCACGUGUAAUUUUGCAACAAUUCUCCUAUAACCCAAGUAGAUGUUUUCUCUAUCAUUUCUCUUCUCUAUCUUCAACCGCCACAACUACAAGCUCAAACUCAGACCUUGUCAUAUGCCUGAUUAAUAUCUACAAACUUUCCAAAAUACAAGCUGUCUCCAUCUCUAAUCGCUUCUCAUCGAUUAAGUCCCCUAAUAAGCCCCAGUUAGUUCACAAAUUUUUUCUAGAGAAAGGAUUCUCUAAAACCCAUAUACAGUCUAUGGUCCUUGUGUCAUCCCAGAUCUUGUUUGCUGAUGUUAACAAGACCCUCAGACCAAAGGUUGAGGUUUUUCAGCAGCUUGGAAUAGAGGGCUCUGAAUUGGGUAAAUUCAUUUCUAAGAAUCCAACUGUAUUGACUCGUAGUUUGAAGAAAAAAUUAGUGCCCUGUAUUGAGAUUCUUAAGAAGUUUUUUGGAGAUAAUGGAAACAAUAAAGACUUCAUUCGGAUUCUCAGUUGCAGAUGGAAUUUGUGGAACCCACAAAGGUUGUUGGCCAACUGUACUUUUCUGGAGAGUUGUGGGAUUAUUGGUCCUCAGCUUGCUUUGAUAAUGAAGAGGCAACCUCAUAUCUUUACUCUGCAAGAUUCUAAACUUAGAGAGCUUGUUUCAAAGGUUUCGGAUAUGGGUUUUACGAAAGGCUCUAAAAUGUUUCCCCAUGGACUCUAUGCAGUCAGUGGUAUCCGUGAUGACGCAUGUAAGAAAAAGUUGGACUUGAUUUGCAGUUUCGGUUUUUCUGAAGGUGAAAGUAAAGAGAUGUUUAGACGAUCACCACUUUUGUUUAGAACCUCCCCUGAGAAAUUGAAAUUUGGAAUUGAUUUUUACUUGAACACAGUUAAGCUUAAAAGGUCAAUGUUGAUUCACGCACCAUGGAUAUUGAUGUCUAGCAUGGAGAAACGGGUAAUUCCUCGGUACAAGGUUUUACAGCUUUUGAAGUUGAAAAGGCUAUUCAAGAGAGAGCCGAGUUUUUACUCUAUGGUGUUGCAUACAGAGGCUGAGUUCUUGCAAAACUUUAUAUUCAGGUUUAAAGAUGAUGCAAAUGAGCUCCUGGAAGCUUACAUGGGUCAUUUGUCAAAUUCCAGUGAAGAAGAAGACAAGUCUUAAUUCAAGUUUACAUCUCUCAAUGUUCUAGUAAGAUUGCAAUACGGCUUCUGAUUAUGGCACACACUCGAAUUUGAUGAUUCAUUUGGACCAAAAUUAUACUUAUGUAGGAAGUCUGAACUUUUUCCCACCAAGAUUUUUUUGGUUUAGUUUUGAACUUUUACAUCAUCUAAUUUAAUUAUGAACCUGAGCAGUUAUGAAUGCGUCCAUGUUAUGCAUUUGUUGCCUUCCGAGAAUGUACACAUUACUUUCAUCUGGGGGUGCUUUGAUGUAUGUUAUGUACGACAUUAUGGAGGAUCAGAUUCAGAGGCCAUUUUCAAGUUACCAUGAUCA